Cynoglossus semilaevis (tongue sole) is the source of this 4808-nucleotide messenger RNA. It is a transcript of the gene thsd4, whose product is annotated as thrombospondin type 1 domain containing 4. Gene Ontology annotation, biological process: proteolysis; extracellular matrix organization. Gene Ontology annotation, cellular component: extracellular matrix. Lineage: Eukaryota; Metazoa; Chordata; Actinopteri; Pleuronectiformes; Cynoglossidae. The coding region runs from base 1600 to 4503 and encodes 967 amino acids. Gene Ontology annotation, molecular function: metalloendopeptidase activity. The transcript is spliced from 19 exons. The record is from RefSeq and is a predicted model, not a curated record.
UAUUCACAGUCUUGGGUGGUCUGGGUGGUCUGUAUCAGCACCAGGACUUUCUCUUUUAUAAAUACUUACAUUUACCCAAGUGUCGACAGAUUUACUUUCAGAGACGUGAGAGAGAGAGAGAGGGAGAUCUUCUAACACUCACAGAUGAUGUUGGCUUCACUCGCGUGUUUAUAAGAAGAUGGAAAAAAAACAAGUGGGUGAAAAUAAUGAGUUCUUUUUGUAACAGGCAGAAAAAAGAAGAGAGAGAUUUGUUCACAUAAUUUACUUCUCUUUGUCGUGAGUGACUUCAGGAUUGAAAGUCACCGUCUGACAUUAAGGAAAGUUUAAGGUUUUUUGGUCACGUUCUUUUUCUUCUUUUGACAGUAAAUUCUCUGACUUUUAGACAAACUUUAUUUAAGGAACCAUCAAGAACUUCAAACACAAACAGACAAUGAUCCAUUAGUGACAGUGACCCAGGGCACCAGGUGGCACCAGUCAAAGACUAAUGACAGAGACACAGGUGAGUGUGAUCACACUAACUAACUCCACCCAGAGGACGAGACCGGAAGUGGAAAACACACAGACCUAAAUGUUAGGUCUGUGUGUUUUCCACUUCCGGUCCGGUGAAUUUUCGUCUUCCACAUCAGGAAAGAACAGGGAAACGGUCAGAGAUUCUCAAAGGUCUCAAAGAUUGAAUAUAAAUAUAAAACCUAAUUCAUUCAAAGGGUGUUUCUGGAACAGACGUUUAUUAUGAUGAUUGUUAUCAUUCUCAUUAUUACUGUAGUAACCGACACACUCCUCUGUCUCUCUUCUCUCUCUCUCGCGUCACACUACACAAGCGCACGCGUACACACACACACGUAUAAUCGCUAUAGUCGUAGUAACAGCAGGGGGCGCAGCAGCAGGUUUGUGUCUCGCUCUCUCUCCCCGUGCGUCAGCACAGAUUUCCCCGGGAUUCACCGUGAUGACCAGACUCCGAACUUUCUCCGACUUCGUGUUUUGAUUCCUUGGCUCCCUCCUGACCCUGGAUCAGAUCUCCACCCUCACAUGGCUCUUCAGCAGCAGCAGCAGGGGCAGCAGGGGCGAGUGUGUGCGGGGAAACCCUGGAUUAAUGUUUGGACCACGGAGGUACCUGUGCGGGGGAGAGGAGCAGUGAGCGCCGCGGUGUAGGACCCGUGGAUCAGACUCCGUGGAGUGAAACUCUCACUCAGCUCUACAUCUGUCACCGUCCGGUUCCAUCAACAUCAUUCAGACAAGGGGCCACGGAGGUACAGUGUCUGGGGUGGAGGGGCUCCAAGCCUUUCUCUAACUGGAUAAGGGUCCACUCAUUAGAAGCUAAAAGGUCAAGAGGUCAUCUCACAUGGUCAAGUGGAUAGAUAGGACAGCCCCCCCUCCCCUCCUGUGGACUGAAGCUGGUGUUGAAGACUUCGCUGAGCUGUGAGGAGACACAGAUCGGGUUUUUUCUACCUCACGGGACCAGUGGACGGUGGACACAGAGGACGCGUUGUGUUGAGAAUGUCAGCACCACUCAAGUGUCCGCUCAUGUAAAAGCUCUGGGGUUUUUUUUUUUGUUUUUUUUUACUACACACAAGCGUCAUCUCCCAGGAUCCAGGAGGAGUCAUGCAGCGAGUCUGUGUCUGGAGUUUCAGACUUUCUCUGCUGCUGCUGCUCGGCUCAGAUUCCCUGAAGUGUCAACACACAGAACAGGAACAGGUUCACCAGCAGGAGGAGCCGCAGCAGCAGCAGGAGGUCAGAGCCGUGCACGGAGAAAUCCGCGGCUCUUGGGGGGCCUGGGGCUCCUGGUCCUCCUGCUCCCGCACCUGUGGAGGGGGGGUGCAGGAGCAGAGCAGGCCCUGUCUGCCCGUGUACACGCCAACCCAAAACGCCAGAAGAACCGGAGGUGGGAAUCCACAACAUCAGGGUCACGUGACCUCCGCGCUCCAGCCGACAGUUUUACAGACAGGUGGCAGAUUCACCAACAGCAGUCGGAAAGAUCUGCGACCGGGAGGACGGAGGUACGAGUCACGGAGGCUCAGUCAGUUCGUUCCAGGGAGGUACGGCUACGGAACAGCUCCUUAUGGAGGAAGAACUCACCCUCACAGACAGAGACGCUCCCCUGUGGGUGACUACAACCUCCCCACUGUCAGGGGUCGCGCCAGUCAUAGGUCAAACAGCAUCGAUCGCCCCAACACCCUGCAUCGCAGCAGCGUUCCCUACGUACGACCCAGACUGCAGCAGCCCACAAAUAACCAGGUCUGGGCCCCGCUUUACCAGCCCGGUCCAGUCAGCAGGGCCAAUCAGGAGCCGCAGUCCGGCAGCCAGACAUCGGCUGGACAACAACAGCAGCAUCAGCAGCAGCAGCAGCAUCAACAGCAGCAGCAGAGACCCUACAGUCCUUUAUCUUCUUCAUUCUGUGCAGGGGAGAGCGCCCACUACAGGAUCUGUAACAGUGAUGCCUGUCCUCCGUCCAGCAGACACUUCAGGGCUGUUCAAUGUUCUUAUCACAACAACCGACCUUUCAUGGGACGACUGUACGAAUGGGAACCUUUCAACGAGGUUCCUGCAGAUCAACACUGCGAGCUCAACUGCCGAGCCAAAGGGUUCAGGUUCUACGUACGCCAGUCAGACAGGGUGAUCGACGGGACGCCGUGUGGACAGAACAGUACGGCUACGUGUGUGGCGGGAAAGUGUUCGAGUCUAGGCUGCGAUGACUACCUCGGGUCGGGAAAGGUGGUGGACAAGUGUGGAGUGUGUGGAGGUGACAACACCACCUGUCGGCUGAUCUCCGGGGUCUUCAAACACAGUUUGUCUAAGAUUGGCUAUCACAAGAUCGUGGAGAUCCCUGAAGGUGCCACCAAGAUCAACGUCACAGAAAUGCUGAAGAGCAGGAACUACCUGGCUCUACGUAGUCGAUCGGGGAGAUCCAUCAUCAAUGGCAACUGGGCUAUCGACCGACCGGGGAGGUACGAGGGCGCGGGCACCAUGUUCACCUAUCGGCGCCCCAAUGAAAUCAGCAGCACAGCCGGGGAGUCUUUUCUGGCUGAAGGGCCCACCAAUGAGGUCCUGGAAGUUUACAUGAUCUUCCAGCAGCCAAACCCUGGUGUUCAUUAUGAGUACAUUCUCCCCUCUGAGAGAGCAGCUGGGCCUCAGCAACCAAACCACAGACCACAGGGAAACACUGUGACAGAGCAGGGGGGGCACGGCCAUCAUCAGAGCAGCACUCACCAGGAGAACUUUGGCACAGCCAGUGGUGACAGAAUCCCUUCUCCCCUUCCAGACAACCAGGUACCUAAUGUGCCACCAGCCAGACGUGACAGAGACUUCAACUGGAAAAUGACUGGUGUCACUGAGUGCAGCGCCUCCUGUGGCAAAGGAUUUCGAUAUCCCAACUUUCAGUGUGUCCAUCGACUGACCCAUGUCCAGGUGUCAGAUGCCAUGUGUGACAGCAGCAGCAAACCGACUCCACAGGAAGAGGCCUGUAACCUGCAGCCCUGUCCGGCAUUCUGGGAUAUUGGAGAGUGGUCAGAGUGCAGUAAAACCUGUGGCCUGGGAAUGCAGCACCGACAGGUCCUGUGUCGGCAGGUUUACGCUAACCGCACACUCAAUGUCCACACGAGCCACUGCCGACACCUGGAGAAGCCAGAAACCGCCAGCACCUGCCAGCUGAAGAUCUGCAGCGAGUGGCAGAUCCGCACGGACUGGAGCGCCUGCUCUGUGCCAUGUGGGCUAGGUCAGAGGUCAAGAGAGGUACGCUGUGUCAGCAACGUGGGUGACUUUGUCCCAGAUGAGGAGUGCAACAUGAGUCUGCGGCCCACGGAUGUGGAGAACUGUGACAUGGGGGCAUGUGCCAAGAGCUGGUUUUACACUGAGUGGGGCAACAGGUGUUCUGCUGAAUGUGGGUUAGGUGUACGGACGAGGGGGGUCCUCUGUUUGACCAAUCACAUCAGCAGCCUACCUCUGGAGGGGUGUGGCAGUGAGCGGCCCACCGAUUCUCAGGCCUGCAACAACGGCCCAUGUGAAAAUCGCAUCGAGUGGUUCACUGGACCCUGGAGUCAGUGCUCAGCAGAGUGUGGUGCGGGCAGCCAGCAGAGGGCAGUGGUGUGUCUGAUGAGGUCCGAUGAAGGAUUCACCGUCAUGCCACCGUACGAGUGCUCGUCACUGGAGCGGCCCCUCAGUCAGCAGAGUUGUAACCUCAAGGCCUGUGGAGCAAAGUGGUACUACACUGAAUGGAGUGCCUGCUCAAAGACGUGUGAAGGAGGAUUCCGAGUUCGAGAGGUUCGAUGUCUGUCAGAUGACAUGCUGUCCAGCAACGACUGUGACGAGCUGCUGCGCCCUACGGACAAGGAGGACUGUAACCCCGAGCCCUGCGUACCUCAAAUAGAUGAGAACUGCAAGGACAAGUACUACAACUGUAACGUGGUGGUUCAAGCUCGCCUCUGCGUCUACGAUUACUACAAGACGACGUGCUGCGCUUCGUGCUUACGCGUGGCCCACAGACAGUCCAUCCAUCGCGGCCGCAGCUAGCACCUCCCUAACGUCAUGUUGGACUGUACCCAGUGCAGGCGCUCUAGUCCUAAGCAAGACACAGGAGUGGACCGGCUAAACUUUAGCUAAAAGGGGGAUAUUAGUUAUGUUGCUAAAGAUGGAAGCUAAGAGAAAAAUCUGGCUCAGUUUGAGUCAAUUGCUGAGGAAAGGAAGUGAGCAGACAACCAGAGAUGUGAUUGGACGAAUGACGCCGGGAGCAAAACAGAGAAGACGGAAAGACAGGAAAAUGGAUUAAUGAGAAUAAGAAAGAACUGUUUUCUGCUGUUGUUUUGAUGACGGCAGUU